AUGGAGAUCACGGAGGCGUCACCGUCGCCGGCCCCGGCAGCACAGCCGGCGCCGGCACCGGAGACGACGACGACGACGACGACGACGACGCUGGCGAGCUCUCAGCCUGCGCCGGCAGCUCCGGCGGCUGCGCCGUCUGUGGCGGCGGUAGCGGGGAGGGGAGACGGGAAGAGGAAGCGGGGGAGGCCGCGGAAGUACGGGCCGGACGGGACCCCGCUGCGGCCGCUGAAUGCGACGCCGAUCUCGGCGUCGGCGCCGGACGACGCGGGAGUGGGCCAGUACACGCCCGCGGCGGCCGUCGGGGCCGUCAUGAAGAGGGGCAGGGGCCGCCCGGUCGGGUUCAUCAGCCGCGUCACGCCGAUAUCGGUGGCCGUGACGGCCGCCGCGCCCACCCCGGCGGUGGUCGUGUCCGCGCCAGCGCCGGCGUCGGCGCCGCACUCCUCCCAGCUCGCGCCGCUCGGUGAAUUGGUAGCUUGUGCUUCUGGUGCCAACUUUACACCGCAUAUUAUUAAUGUUGCUGCUGGUGAGGAUGUCAAUAUGAAGGUCAUAUCUUUCUCCCAACAAGGUCCAAGGGCAAUUUGCAUUCUAUCUGCCAAUGGUGUUAUUGCAAAUGUUACACUGCGUCAACAGGACUCAUUAGGUGGCACAGUUACUUAUGAGGGCCGGUUCGAGCUGCUCUCCUUGUCUGGAUCUUUCACUCCCACUGAUAGCGGUGGCACCAGAAGCCGCUCCGGUGGGAUGAGCGUCUCCUUAGCAGCCGCCAACGGCCGUGUCAUUGGAGGCGGAGUCGCCGGCCUCCUCGUGGCUGCUAGCCCUGUCCAGGUCGUGGUGGGAAGCUUCCUGCCGAGUUACCAGAUGGACCAGAACGCCAAUAAGAAGCCGGUCAUAGAGAUCACGACAGUGCCGCCGCCGCCGGCGGCGACCAUCGGGUUCACCAUCUCUAGCGGGGACAUGGACGACGCGUACAGCGGCAGCCAGCAUCCAAGGUCAGUGGCAGCGAAAGGGAGCUCGACGACGGCAUUGUUCAAGGUGGAGAACUGGAUGGUGCCCGCGCCCGAUCAGGCGAAGAAGACACCGCCGCCGCCGCCGCCGUCCGAGGCCAAAGUCCCCGUUCCCGGAGAGUGA
Miscanthus lutarioriparius is the source of this 1125-nucleotide messenger RNA. The record is from the annotation of a GenBank genome assembly. NCBI's taxonomy places the organism in Eukaryota, Viridiplantae, Streptophyta, Magnoliopsida, Poales, Poaceae.